Caenorhabditis remanei is the source of this 231-nucleotide messenger RNA. RefSeq lists its product as uncharacterized. The transcript is spliced from 2 exons. Lineage: Eukaryota; Metazoa; Nematoda; Chromadorea; Rhabditida; Rhabditidae. Bases 1 to 231 code for a protein of 76 amino acids. The record is from RefSeq and is a predicted model, not a curated record.
AUGAUUGAUAACAUUGAGCUGGUAGAUGGAGAGCUUAUAAUCAAUGAAAAGCUUGGUGUUCAAAUCUGCGACGCCUUUUUCUCGAAAGUUCUUCACAACAAGUUUGGCGGCCUGUUCUGUAAUAUGUUCGUGAAAAAUGAGUUGGAUAAAAUUAUCAAGGGAAUAGUGGCGGAUGGAGUGGACACUCGGAUUGGAGAACAUGUUUGUAAAGCGAUUCAUUUUUGUGAAUAA